Messenger RNA from Euleptes europaea (tarantolino), 476 nucleotides. It is a transcript of the gene RPS15, whose product is annotated as ribosomal protein S15. Gene Ontology annotation, molecular function: structural constituent of ribosome; RNA binding. Gene Ontology annotation, cellular component: cytosolic small ribosomal subunit; ribosome. Gene Ontology annotation, biological process: ribosomal small subunit assembly; translation. The record is from RefSeq and is a predicted model, not a curated record. The transcript has a single exon. Bases 23 to 460 code for a protein of 145 amino acids. Lineage: Eukaryota; Metazoa; Chordata; Lepidosauria; Squamata; Sphaerodactylidae.
UCCAGCAAGGACCGCGGCCAAGAUGGCGGAAGUGGAGCAGAAGAAGAAACGUACCUUCAGGAAGUUCACCUAUCGGGGUGUUGACCUGGAUCAGCUCCUUGACAUGUCCUACGAGCAGCUGAUGCAGCUCUACAGCACCCGGCAGUGCCGGCACCUGAACCGCGGCCUGCGGCGCAAGCAACACUUGCUCCUGAAGCGCCUGCGCAAGGCCAAGAAGGAGGCACCCCCCAUGGAGAAGACCGAGGUAGUCAAGACCCACCUGCGAGACAUGAUCACCCUUCCGGAAAUGGUGGGCAGCAUGGUGGGCGUGUACAACGGGAAGACCUUCAACCAGGUGGAAAUCAAGCCUGAAAUUAUUGGCCAUUACUUGGGUGAAUUUUCUAUCACUUACAAGCCUGUGAAGCACGGACGACCUGGGAUUGGGGCCACCCACUCGUCUCGGUUCAUUCCUCUGAAAUAAGAGAGACUGGGAAGAA